Fonsecaea erecta is the source of this 2631-nucleotide messenger RNA. RefSeq lists its product as hypothetical. The record is from RefSeq and is a predicted model, not a curated record. Gene Ontology annotation, cellular component: plasma membrane; endocytic vesicle; cytoplasm. The transcript has 5 exons. Bases 1 to 2631 code for a protein of 876 amino acids. NCBI's taxonomy places the organism in Eukaryota, Fungi, Ascomycota, Eurotiomycetes, Chaetothyriales, Herpotrichiellaceae. Gene Ontology annotation, biological process: septin cytoskeleton organization.
AUGUCCAAUACGGAUUUCCAGCGGACUGAAUAUCUAAAUCUUCUGGCCUCGUUGCAACCGGAGCAGGCCGUGAACAUCCUCAAUGACCGCGUCACACUCAUCACAAAGAUCAACAAUGACAUUGCCGAUUGGCUUCUGGAGCGUCGGAAGGUAGAGGAAGCCUACGUUGCGGGCCUGCGGAAGCUUGCGCGAAGGCCACAGCAAGAUGGAGCCGCUGCUCUUGGCAUCUUCCAGAUGCCCUGGCAGCGCAUCGUCUCGGGUACUGAGAACCUCGCGGCCUCCCACGAAACCCUUGCGACUAAGAUCGAGACCGACGUCGAAACCCCAUUGCGCAGCUGGGCGACACGAAAUAAAUCCAUGCACAGCUUAAGCACUGCCCAGGGGAACUUGACCACGAUCGCGAAAGAGUUGUCCAAUGCACAAAGAAAGGCUGCAAAAGGUGGAAGAAGGGCUGACACCGCCAGCACCACGGUGGAAGAUGCCUCGCGUCAGUGGGAAGCCCAAGCACCAUACGUCUUUGAACAGUUACAAGUGGUGGAUGAGCUCCGAGUCAACCAUCUGCGAGACGUCCUCACGCAGUUUCAGACCCACGAAGUGGACUGCAUCGAAAAGAACAAGGUCAGCGCGGAGUCGUGUCUCAACGCCUUGCUCAACGUCGAGACGGCGGAUGAAAUCAAGACGUUUGCAGCCACGGCUGUUACCGCUCCUCCUCCUCCCGGUCCUCUGCGCAGGCUCAGUUCAGCGACGGCUGGUGGGAGACCGACCAGCUCCUCACUGCGCGCGCCACCGACGCCGCCACCACCUCGAGGCACGUCUGAAGGGCACAACCAACGCUCGAAUUCUUUAGCCGGCCAAGAUAGACUGGCACCCCUGCCUGACAGUACGCCGCACAAGGAGAAGAGCAAAUUGGGUGGUCUCAAACGUCUUGGUACUGUCAUGAACAGACGGAAGAGCACCGUCCCACCGGUGCCUCCCACAGAAGAGAAGAGGAGAACGCGGUUCGUACCGUUCAGAAGAGGGGAUUCAUCACGGAGCUUUCAGGAUCUGGAAGAGUCGGGUCAGGAUCUUACACCAGCUGCCACCCAAGAUCGGCCGACGUCUUCGGUCUCCCAAGAUCGACGGCAUGAUGUUCCCAUCCGUGAUAUUUCGGAGCCACCGGUGCCUCUCCCCUUGACAAAUGGAACUACCCAUCCACAAAGUCCUUUGGAAUCACAACCGUCUGUGGCUCCAAGCCAACCUGGCCUUGCGGACAACAUCAGCACACCUCCGGCUCCGUUUAGCAAUAACCCCUAUCAACAAGCGACAUUCCAUCAGCCACCCGUUGCUGAGACCAUGAAUCCCAUCGCUCAGGCUCAGCAAGAGGCGGCCUUGGCUUCUGGCUCUGCGGACGAGUCGGCGCGGAAUUUUAUGAUCCGGGAUAAGCCAAUUGAAGAAGAUGAAAGCGAGGCUCAAUUGGCGAUGAACAACAUGGCCAACCAACUACGUUCUCAAGCGCAAAACGCCGGCAUCAAUCGUGUCCAAGGCAGUGUAAGAGGACGAAGAGAUGUGCGGAACACGAUGUACAUCCCGAGCAGUACGGAGGCUCUACCGCACACAGCUCGCGCUCCUGCGCCCGUGGCGAUACCAGAGAAUGCCACCUCCCCCGAGGCUACCCUCGCAUCCCCUCUGCAACGGCCACCAGUAGUGGGAGUCUUGCACGACGAUCAUGCUGCCAUGGGCUCCGACACUGCCUCGAUGCACUCAUCCAGAAGUCUCGCUGGCCCAAGUCCACAUCCAGAUUUGCAUGAGCCAGGCCUCAAUGCCUCGGUGAUCGAAACUGUGCACUCUUGGUUUACCGAAACCGGCAUCAGCAGGUCCUUCGUCCUUGGUGAAGUGGCCCUCGCGUGCAACCCGACCGGCCUCAAUGAUGCAGACACUGAAACGAUCCGGAUCCAACACUUCGAACUGCUCGACAAAGUUGCCGCGAACCCCAUAUUUAUGAGCCAGAUCAAGUCGCCUGAGGACUCGACCGCCCAAGCUGAGGAACGAGCCGGCUGCUAUUCCGUGCUGACGUCCUCGCUGAGGAGACCGACGCCCAUGAUUUGCUUGAAGUACCAGCUGCAUAUGGAAGAGAGUAAUCUGGCUCGAUACAGUCCGGUGUUGAUCACCCCGGCGUGGCAAAUCGUCGAGGGACAAGUGAGCGUGAUUGUAUUGUACAGCCUCAAUCCUGUCUUUGGCAGUGAGCCUGUGACGCUCCGAAACGUGCAGAUUAGUGUGAGUCUCGACACGACUGGUGAAGGGGCUGGCAAAGCCGCUUCUGCCAUGAUGGCCCCCACCCAAGGCGCCAGUUUCCGCCGCAAGACGUCGUCCGUGGUGUGGCGCAUGAACGAAUUCACCGUGAAACCCGAACAAGAACGCCUCCUGGUGCGGUUCAUGACCCAGGGCGGCUUGGCGAAGAAGGGCGGCGUCGAGGUCAAAUUCGAGAUUCCUGGUCGAACGGCAAGCGGUGUUGGCGUGGAGAAGCUCGUUGCCAAAGAAAGCGAUCCCUUCGCCGAUGACGGAGGCGCGGUUGAGGAUGCGGUGACGAAACAGAGCUGGGAGAUGGUGCCGACCAAGACGAAACUGGUCAGUGGCCGGUAUACCGCCAAUUGA